Messenger RNA from Quercus robur (English oak), 940 nucleotides. RefSeq names its product 50S ribosomal protein L21, chloroplastic. Gene Ontology annotation, molecular function: structural constituent of ribosome; RNA binding. The record is from RefSeq and is a predicted model, not a curated record. The transcript has 5 exons. Gene Ontology annotation, biological process: translation. Gene Ontology annotation, cellular component: ribosome. Bases 118 to 783 code for a protein of 221 amino acids. Lineage: Eukaryota; Viridiplantae; Streptophyta; Magnoliopsida; Fagales; Fagaceae.
CGGAGAAACGGAUAGGAAUAGGAUAGACCUGCUGCUUCCCAGCGUAAAGAAGAGAAGAGUGAGACACAAAAGAACCAGAGCUGUGAGCUCUGAGACAAGAGAGAGCAAAUUGCAACAAUGGCUUCUGUGACACUUUCCUUAUGCUCAUCCCUCGCAGCCCAUUGCAGAAUCUCUCCAAAGCAAAACCCAUCAACACCAACACUGUCUUUCUCUAACAAUGCCAAUCUCACCUUUCUCUCUCUCUCUUCCCACAACCACUCUCGCUCUUCUUCUUCUUCUUCUUCUUCACACACAUUCCAUUUCCUCCCCAAAUCCUCAGAAUCAGAAGCAGCCGUGCUCGAUUCCGAGACCCGAUCCCCCGAAAUCGAUUCUCCAGAGCCUGAAGCUGCUCAAAUCGUCGAAACCUCCUCAGAACAAGUCCCCAAGCGUGAGCAAGUGUUCGCUGUGGUCAUGGUUGGAUCACGUCAAUACAUUGUAUUUCCUGGUCGGUUUAUAUAUACUCAGAGGCUCAAAGACGCUAAUGUCAAUGAUAAGAUUAUCCUAAACAAGGUGUUGCUCGUUGGAACCCGAAACAGUACCUACAUUGGAAAACCAGUGGUGACUAAUGCUGCUGUACAUGCUGUAGUUGAAGAGCAGGGUUUAAAUCCCAAAGUAAUUGUCUUCAAGUAUAAGAAGAAGAAAAACUAUCGGAGAAAUAUUGGUCAUCGACAGCCAAAUACAAGGAUACGGAUAACCGGUAUCACUGGCUAUGAGGACUAUCCAGCUGUCACGCUUGAGUCAUAGGAUUUCUUGGCGAGGUUAAGAUUGACAUCUGAAUGUUUUGUGGAGGCUUUGAUCUCACAUUUUGUAUGUAAUUUCCUUUGUAGGGUAGCCCCAGCAAUGAAUUAUAAAAAUUAUUUUGUGCUGAAAUGAAUUUUAUUCAACUAGAAUUUGUUGUGUA